Messenger RNA from Saccoglossus kowalevskii, 1460 nucleotides. RefSeq lists its product as uncharacterized. NCBI's taxonomy places the organism in Eukaryota, Metazoa, Hemichordata, Enteropneusta, Harrimaniidae. The record is from RefSeq and is a predicted model, not a curated record.
UGCUGGGAUCAUUGCACUGUUGGUUGUUGGGUCAGUGGUGGUUGUUGUAAUUGGAGUAUGUAUUGCAGUAUGUGUGUGUUGUUGCAAUGCAUGUCGUUCUACCACAACUACAACACAUUGUGUCCAGCAAACUAGUGGAUCUCCCACUGUGGUUGUGUCUCAGAGUUCACAACAACAGUCUGUUGCUCAACCAUAUCAUGCUUCUGGUAUACAGAUGGCACCAUCAGUAACCCCUGGAUUUGGUUAUACACCUACAGCUGCUUCAAACCCCAUGGCUGAAUACCCACCACCAUAUGCACAAGGAGGCAUGGUAGAUCCAAAGUACUGAAACCUGAUACAAUGUGGAUGCCAUAUAAAUUGUUUAAUAUAUAUGGGCAAGAAUGUUGUAUUGUUUUAAUUUUGCUUUUUGUUGAUGCUGUCUUUUACAUACAAGAUAUCUAACUUACACCAAAACCAUAUUGAAUGCUUACAUUGUUCACAACUUAGCAAUGCUAGAUUUUGACAAAUAUAGUUAGUUUUUGUUACUCAACAAUUUUAGUAUUUCUCGUCAGGACAAUGACAUUUAAGAGUUUGAGCCGGUAUUCUGUCAAUAAAAACAAUGCAUGUUUGGAUUUUCAAAUUCAUACUAGAAUUGAAUACUGUAAAAUGACUAAUUUUCACUGGGUUUAAAUUUCGCUGAUUUACCAUUUCAGGCAUAUUCAGUGGGUUUUAAAUUCAUGAUUAUAUCAUUUAGAUAAUGUGUUCUAUGAUAAAUUUUACAUAUUCACUGGGUUUUAAUUUAGCGCAUUUUCCAGUCAGCGAAAUAAGCAAAAUUAAAACCCAGUGAAUAAUUAACCCCAUCCAAAAUUACAAAGAUGAAUUUGAAAACUCUCCAUGAAAGAUUUUCAAUCUAUCACUGAUGUCUUGCGAAUACUAUUUAUUACUCAUGUACUGUAAGUUAAAGUUUUAUUUCAUACACCUGCAAAUUAAGAAUCAGAAACAGUAUUAGAAGUGAUAAAUUAAUAAUCAGGAACAGUUUGAAAAGCAACAAAUUGAUAAUCGUGAAAUUUUAAAAGCAACAAAUUAAUAGUCAGGAGAAGUUUGCAAAAAAACCAAAUUAAAAUCAAAAACAGUUUGCAAAAUCAGGAACAGUUUGAGAAGCAGCAAAUUAAUGGUCAGGAACAAAUUAGAGAAAUCAAGAACAGUUCAUGAAGCAACUAAAUAAUGCAUAGGGUGACUCUUUUUUUUUUUUUUUUUUGAAAUAAUAUGCUUAUAACAUUUUAAUUUCUCUAUACAUGCAUUUACCAUAUCUACUAAUAAUUGCGUAUCUGGUAUCUCAAAUCAUAUAAAACCAAUAUGGGGCAAUUAAUAAUAUAUGCGACAUAGAAAUCAAUCAUAUAUGCCAUGUACAAUAAUUGUAAUUUGAAAGUGGUUAUGAGAUUACAAGAUAAUAAAAUCUAUGCAAUCUAUCUUAAUUAAUU